Molecule: messenger RNA, 2257 nt
Organism: Xyrichtys novacula (pearly razorfish)
Lineage: Eukaryota; Metazoa; Chordata; Actinopteri; Labriformes; Labridae
Source: the annotation of a GenBank genome assembly
AGACAAUCUAACUGGGACCAGUAUCAUUCUUGAGGUCCCAGUUGGAAAUUUGGGUUUCAAGAACUAUUUUGGUUAAUAGACCAACUUAAUUAAACCAAACUUAAACCUUUUAAGGACCUUUAUCAGAACUCGUAGACUAUAUGUUAACUUCAGUUAGCCUGAGGUCUCAGUAAAGAUUUGAGGUAACAUUUUAGAAAAUACUGGGCUUAACUUAAUGUAAAUGUACUUCUUGAAUCUCAUCUGUCUAUCUUUUUUUUUUUGACAAAUAAAAAAAAUUCAGAACAAUGCUUUUACCUUCACUUUCAGUUUGUUGUUUAUGACGUGCCGACUCACAAGACAACUGGCACUACCUGUUUUGUUUUCACGCUACUUUCGAAAACCACUUGUAGAAAUCUCCUGUUGUUCUUGAAAGCGGCUCAGGCUCUUGAUUUGUCACAAGUCGAAUUGUUGAAGACGGGGGAGCUUCAGCUGCAAUGGCAGGUGAGUGCUUCUUUUUACUGAGUUGAAUAAAACUUUUGUAAUCUGUUUAGUCAUCCCUGCCUGUACUUUUUCCUUUAAGACAUGUUAUCAGUCAGUAGCAGAGCUUUUUGUUUUAUUAAGCAAGACAGUUGUUUUCUUUACGCAGUCUUGAGAUUUUACAGCUGCUCUAACCAUGUCCAUGAGUAAUUUGAAAUUAUAUAAAAAAUUUUUUGCCAUUUAGCCCCAUCUACAGGCCGGCCAGUAUCAAUAACAGUUGCUGCCGUUUGGAGACUUGAGGUGAAACCCCCACCCAGACCUCCAAAGCUGACAGGUGGGUAAAGACCAAGUUGAUCAUUUUAUUUUCUUCUAUUAUUUAAAUUCAGUCCUCAAAUAAGAUAUUGAAAUUUUCAGUGUACAAAUACAUGUUUGUACGCUACAAAACCAGUCAAGACCUUCAUCUUGUUUUGAUUUAGUUUAGAGUCACAUAUUUCAAGGAGCUUUCUGUUUGUGUGGACGUUGAUUACCUCUGUUCAGGCUAUGUCAACAAAAAACAAAUGUUACGUGAAUAGAUUUUUUUUUAUGGUAAAGAAAAUAAAAUAAAAAAUCUUCAUAUCUACAUGAAAAAAAACCCACCAAAAUGUGAUUUUCUUUUUAUCUUGCAUCACAUUGACUUUAAAAUUUGCUUAAAUUUGACACUUUUAGUUGCAGCUACAAUCGGGUGGAGCGUCCUAACUCUGGCACAAGUCAUCUUAGGUCAGUAUAAGCUUCUCCUCUAACACUUUAUUCUACUCUGUCUAUAAUUUUCUUUAUGUGUGCUGUUUUGUUUUGCCAACACACCUGUAUAUCCACAGGUGUUGUGUACUUUAAGGAGUGCCCUCAGCAGCCAGUUAUUCCUCAGUACCUCUUAGCACUGGCUUUGACUCAACUUCUGAUGAUUCCGUUUGUAACUCUGUCGUGUGAGAGUGAUGAAGCUCAUCCUCAGCAGCAUCCCAAAGGCGUCAAAGCCUGUUUGCAGACACUCAACAUCUUCUUUCGCAUCGCAUGGGUCCUGGCGGGUAAGUAUGAAAAUAUCACAAAUGCUACUUUUAACGACUACGAUGACUCAUUAAAAACAUUAACUACAUAUUUUUUUGUAAUUUCAGGUGAUGUGUGGAUCCUCUCAGUCUAUCAGCCCAACUAUGAUCCUGCAGCCGGUGAUGGUCUUUACUGUAAUAAGAACCUUUACACAUUUGCUUUCUGGUACGCAAUGUGGGAGACGUUUUUAUUCUGGCUCUUCCUCACCAAACUUUGCAGAGGCUUCCUUUGCGGUGUGAUGAUGAGUCCUCCACCAACAAACAAUGACUUUUACAGGAAUGUGUAAAGCCUGCAGGUACAACUCUGUCUUUGUUUUAACUACAAAAAAAACUCAUAUUAUCAAAGGUUUUGUCUGCUCACCAAUCUGAAGUCAAUGAAAAUUUUUACAUGGCAUUAAAGCUCCUCUGAGCAACUUUCAGUUUGUGUCAAUUUUGGCGCCCCCUGUGGACAAAGUACUCUUCGUUUAUCUUGUCCUCUACAUGCUAAAGUAGAGCACACUGACCAAAAAUCUCAUUUUGCUGAGUUUUGACUAUCAAAUGCAACCAUUAAAAAAGUUAUCUCAGAAGCUUCUGGGUUGACAUCUAUCGCCCUCGCAAAAGUUUCAGGCAUAAAAUUACAAAGUAAAAUUUUUUAUGUUGUUGCUGAUGGUCUUGUUUGCUUCUUAAUGUACCAUAAUAAGCUUUCAAUAUGAAUUAAAGUGUAUUUUAUCAAUAUCAAAAACUCC